UUAUUUCUACUGCAAAUUUUGUUGCUGUUAAUAAGUUAUUUUUGGUGUAAGGGAAUAUUCAUGUUAUGAAAAGUAGCUUAGGCCUAUAUCGUAAAAUGUUGAUAUUAUUUAAUUAUUUAGCCUUAUAAGAGUUUAAAAUUUAAUGAACAACGUGUCCCAGGUCAUCUUUACUAUAAUUCGUAACAAGUUUGGAAUACUAAAUGUAGUAAAUUACACACAGCAAGUAAUUCCGUUGUUUCUAAACGCAGUAUCUUCUUUCACUUGUGCGAAAAAUAAAGCAUUUGCUGGCGAAAUAACUUUUUAUUUUGAUGGCGUCAAUCAUAAUUGUGGUUAUAAAUACAAAGAUAUAAAAAAAUAUGUGAGAUAUUUUACGACUAUAAAAUUAACUAUUACAUAAAAUUAUAGUCAAAAAAUCUAAAAUUGUUUUAAAAGAAGGUCAACGUGAGCUUGUAGGAAAAUGGCGGAAAGAAUAAUGGCGUCUAUUUCUUUUGACAGCGAAAUGAGAACUCUAUGUGUAUCUCUUUCUAACUCGUGGAACUUCUCAUAAACCACUGGGCACGCGUAGUGAUCAAUAUGUCCACGUGAUCUGUCGUCAGUCGCGACUCGCGUAAUUGCAAAUGCAAAAUGUACAGGAAAGAAACGUUUGUGUUACAAUGAAAUCGUAAAUAUUUUGUUAUUUUAAGUUGUAGUGUAUUAGUUUUAAAAUGCCUGCGUCUAUUGGUGUCAAUUUACGUGUAACUGGCCACUGCAGCCAAGGCGGGAGAAAGUAUAUGGAAGACUUGUUUUCCGUUGCUUAUCAACAAACUGAAGACGAGAGGGAUUUGGAGUAUGCUUUCUUCGGGAUAUAUGAUGGACAUGGCGGGAGCGAAGCCGCAGCAUUUGCUAAAGAGCAUUUGAUGGACUCAAUAGUGAAGCAGAGACAGUUCUGGUCGGACAAUGAUGAGGAUGUACUCAAAGCAAUCAGAAAUGGUUACAUGUUGACCCACUUGAACAUGUGGAAAGAGUUAGAAAAAUGGCCAAAAACCGUUACUGGGUUACCAAGCACGGCGGGUACAACCGCAAGCAUAGCUUUUAUACGCCGUGGAAAAAUAUAUAUUGGUCAUGUCGGAGACUCGGCAAUUGUACUCGGUUACCAAAAAGAUGAUUGUGAGGAGUGGGCUGCAAAACCAUUAACAUCAGACCACAAACCAGAAUCCACAACUGAAAUUGAGCGCAUACAGAGAUGUGGAGGAAAAGUUAUCUCCAAAGCUGGUGUCCCUCGCGUUGUGUGGAACAGACCUCGCCUAGGACACAAGGGACCAAUCAAGAAGAACACGCCAAUGGAUGAGAUACCAUUUUUAGCAGUAGCAAGGUCGCUUGGCGACCUGUGGAGUUAUAAUCCACAAAAUGAUGAGUUUAUAGUAAGCCCCGACCCUGAUGUCGGCGUGUUGACUAUCGACCCGUCUAAGUUUCGGUGCCUGAUAUUCGGAACCGAUGGUUUAUGGAAUAUGAUCUCCCCGGAAGGGGCUGUCAGUCUAGUGCAGGCGACGGAGCGGCACAACGAAGCCGCGCUUGUCGGAGGCAGCGGGAAUCAGCCCCGAGAUUGGUUGAACCCGUCCAAAAGUCUAGUGGAUCAUGCGUUAGAAAGGUGGUCAAAUACGAGAAUGCGAGCCGACAACACGUCGGUGGUGACGCUGAUGCUGGACCCGCCGGGCCCGCCGCGCGCCACGGUGCUGCGCUCCCGCAGCGGCGCGGGCCGGCCGCAGCCCGCCGCGCCGCCCGCGCCCGCCGCGCCGCACGAGCCGCGCCCCGACGCCGAGCCCGACGCGCGCCCCGUGCCGCAGAACGGCCUCACCAUCAUGACGCGCUACUCCGACGCCGAGCGCGCGCCCGCGCCGCCGCCCGCGCCCCCCGCGCCUCUGCCGCCCUGCGCCACGCUGGACGCGCGCCUGCCCGCGCCGCCCGACACGCCGCGCGACCCGCCCGACCCUGAGGACGCCGACGCCAUCCUCAACUACGGCAACCCUGCAGAGUCUUACUUCAUGGCGCGACUCCUCAAUAGGACGCGCGUCAUCAACACCUUAUCCGCGGUUCACGAGGAGAUUGCUGGCGCCCCUGAGCAACGGGAACCUUCAGAGCCUCGCGAGACGGAACCCGUGCCGGCUACUGUUGUACCAGACGUCGACGCGGAAACUGACGCGUCUACUGCUGCUCGUCCUCCACUGCCACCCCGAACUUCAACCGCCGAGCCCGUCGUACCAGUUACUGAACCCGCGCAAUCUGACGACGACGUCGGUAUCCAGAUCAAUGAAGUGUCCUCUAGUUCCCCAACCGAGGGGCCGCCGAGGCCACGUGGCCGCAGGCCUCGCACCGACCUCAGACGCGAUCCGCCGCCAGCCGCACCGGACCGUGUGCUACGCUCGCACCAUGACGCCGAGCCGCCGCAGCGCCCACAGACGCGUCAGUCCGCCACGCGGGCUCGCCCUGCCGCUCCCGCCCCCACACCAGCUCUCGACCGUGUCGUCAUCCUUACGAGGCGAGCACCGGCGGCGCCUCCCGCGCCUCCGCCGCCACCCCGCAGCGAGCGACCCGCACCCACCGAUGCGAAGCCUGCCGGGCGACGCGUCGCUCCUGCACCUGCCACGACCGAACCAGUUAACGUCGAAGAAGACGCGAAGCGGAGCGGUACCCGCGCAACGCGCUCUCAGGGUGCUCAGGGGGUAACGCCACUAGCUCAGAAGAUAACUCGCAGCAUAGGAAUGUACGCGCGCGAGCUGCGCGGUGCUGCGGCGGCGGCGGCGGCCGCGGCGGGCGCCCGGGCGGGAAACUCGGCGCGCGCCCCGGGCCCGGCGCGGCGGGCCACGGCGGCGCGCCGCCCGCCCCCCGACCGCUCGAAGGAGAACCUCGGCGCCGCGAGGGGCCGCGCCCGCGCCCGCGCCGCGCCCGCCGCCUCGCCGCCGCAGCCCUCGCCGCGCCCGCGCACGCGCCGCGCGGAUAGCGCGCACGACGAGGUGCACUCCACCACGGGCGAGCCGCGCGCGCCGCCGCCGCCCGACGCCUGCGCCGGCGCGCCCGCGCCCGCCCGCCCGCGCGCGCUGCGCUCCCGCAACGACGCGGCCUCGCCGCCGCGCGCGCGCGACCAGCCCGCCUGCAAGCGCGCGCGCUGCGGGGACGACGGCGGCGGCGCCAGCAAGGCGGCCCGCCUGGCGCCGGAGCGCUGCGCGCGGGCGCUGGGCAAGCGCGCGACGGGUCCGUGGGCGCCGGCGCUGGCGCUGCGCAACCGCCUGCGCCGGCGCCUCGCCAAGUAG
Messenger RNA from Trichoplusia ni (cabbage looper), 3287 nucleotides. RefSeq lists its product as uncharacterized. The coding region runs from base 705 to 3287 and encodes 860 amino acids. The record is from RefSeq and is a predicted model, not a curated record. NCBI's taxonomy places the organism in Eukaryota, Metazoa, Arthropoda, Insecta, Lepidoptera, Noctuidae. Gene Ontology annotation, molecular function: protein serine/threonine phosphatase activity; mitogen-activated protein kinase binding; cation binding. The transcript has 5 exons. Gene Ontology annotation, biological process: protein dephosphorylation. Gene Ontology annotation, cellular component: cytosol; nucleus.